AUGGCGUCCCUGGAGAAAUUUUACGCGCCAAAGCGGUUUGCACGCACUCGGAGAGUCAGGCCUGAGCCAUUGCCACGCAGCGUGUGGGGGUGGAUCCCAAAAGUGUUGCAUUAUACACAGGACGAUGUCGUAGAGCUGGCUGGCUAUGAUGCAGCCAUGUACCUGCGCAUUUUAGCCUUUGGUAUCGAGUUGUUCACUUUCGUCAGCCUGUGGGUCAUCAUAGUGGUUCUGCCGACGAAUCUCUCAGGGCGCCAAGUGGAGCACUUGAUAGGCAGGAGUGCUGUGGAGCCCAGCAACUUCACUUACUGGAUCCCGCCUCCACCGCCGCUGCCGCCUCCUGGGGUCAACCCCCCUGCAGGAAACGCACCACCCAGACCCAUCAAGGCACCAGACUUCUAUGCUCCAGUGCCGCCCGCCCCUCCUGGCCUGGAAUGGUGGCACUACCGGCCGGGUGUCCCACCCUUGCCACACCCCUCCCAGUACUUCCACAAUGAGUCCUACAAGAGCUGGGGUUGGAGGUAUGAUGAGAACUUCCAGGUGGUGGACUACACGUUCUCAAAAUUGGACCUGACGACCAUGGCCAACAUCAGUGGCGGGGAUCAGCGCCUGUGGGUGCACCUGCUCUCCGCAUGGGUCAUCAGCUGGUUUGUGUGGAGGCUGCUGUGGCGGUACAACCGGGAGGCGGUGGCGCUGCGAAUCGCGUUCUUCAUGUCGGCCGAGACCGGUGGCGUGGCGCACACGGUGCUGGUGCGUGACGUGCCCGGGCUGCCCUACGGGACGGUGGCCGCGCGGAUCGAGGACACCGCCCUGCGCUUCCUGCCGCGCUUCGUCAAGAAGCGCCUGGUGCGGGGAGCGACUGUGGCGCACCGCAACGUGCUGAACGCGGUUGACACAGUUUUGGACCUGCCCUCGCGCGCGACCAAUGCUGAUGCCAGCGUGCACGGGCCCCCGGUGCAGGGCAUUUUCUCUGCAGCCUCCGGUAACGACGCGCAGCUCGUGCGCAGGACGUCCUUUUUUGCAAAGAGGCACAGCAGCGGGCACCGCCCUGCAACGGCACCGCUGGACCCGAGCGGGGUGGUAACAGAGGUGGACGCAUGGGGUCCGGCCGAGCGCGCCCUUGAGUCCGGCCUCACGCCCAAAGAGAUGGUGCAGCAGCACUUCCAGAGGCUGUUUGGAGGGGAGGUGCUGCGGGUGCACAUGGCGGUCGACACGCGCAGAGUGGACGGCCUUGUGAGCGAAUAUCUGCACACGCGACAGAAGCUGCUCGACCUUCUCGACCCCACCAGCAGCCACGAGGACCAGAAAAAGGAGGUUGAGGCGGAGCUGUGCAGGGUGAGGUUGGAAGAGCUGGUGAGCGCCAUCCGCACUGCCUCGGAGGAGCUUCGCAGGGACCCGGAGGCCGCCCUGCCUGCCGCCUUUGUCACCUUCAACACACGCUCUGCUCAGGCGGUGGCGUCUACAUCCAUGGUGCACCAUGACAGGACGGCUUGGAUCGCCACUGCUGCCCCCGAGCCCAGGGAUGUCAUCUGGGGGAACCUGGGGUGGCGGCUGUGGGAGCGGCAGUUGAGGUCGGUGGUGUGCUGGGUGGUCUUCUUCUGCAUGAUCGCGUUCUACCUGCCAGUCGUUACCGCCAUUCAAGCCCUGCUGCAGAUAGACAAGCUGGUGGAUCUGCCGGGCAUCCGCGAGGUGGCAGAGCUGCCGCUGGUGAGCGGGCUGCUGGCCGGCUUCCUGCCGCAGCUGGUGCUGCGCCUCUUCUUCUCGCUCAUGCCCACCAUCCUGGCGCUGCUGGAGCGGCUGGAGGGGCUGCCAGCAGAAUCCGAAGUCGAGUGGGGCGUCGUGCAAAAGUACUUCUCCUUCCAGGCGCGCACACUGCUUUUUGUGGUGACGAUAUUCCUGGCGACGUUUGUGGCGGGGUCGUUCCUGAACCAGGUGCAGCUGCUGAUCAGCGCGCCCAAGAGCAUCCUGCGCAUCCUGGGGGCGGCCGCGCCGCAGACCGCCUCAUUCUUCAUGUCCUACCUCCUCCUGCUCGGCCUCACCACCAAACCCAUCCUCUUCCUGCGCAUCCCCCAGCUGGCGAUGUACUGGGUGGGGGCGUUGUUCAGCAAGGGUGAACGGGCGCGCGCGCGGCUGUGGAUGGGGCAGUACAUAGAUUACGGCUACGAGAUCCCCGACAACCUCAUGGCGGUCCUGCUGGGCCUCACCUUCUGCGUCAUCUCCCCCCUCAUCGCCCCCGUGGCGCUCCUCUUCUUCAUCGUCAACAACAUCGUCGGCCGGUACCAGCUCGUCUACGUCUACGCCGAGCGCUUCCAAUCCGGCGGCAAGGUGUGGCGGGAGGUUUCGGGGCAGGUGUUCUUUGCGGUGCUGACCUUCCAGCUGGUGAUGGUGGCGCUCCUGGCGCUGAAGCAGGCACCCAUCGUGGCUUUGCUGGCCGUCCCGCUGCCCAUUCUCACCGUCGCUCUCUGGCGCUCGGCCGAAGUCCUCUUUGGGCCGCCCCAAGAGGUUCUGUCCUUAGAAGCAGCCGCCGACCUGGACCGCCGAGACCAGGAGAAUGCGGAUGAGAGGAGGCAGCUGAUGGAGCGCAGCCAGUUCCUGGAUACCAUGUAUGAGCCGCCGGCAUUCAGGAUCGCCAGAUGGGACGCCGCAUCCCUGCGCACAGAAGCUGCUGCGACCGCUUCAGGCGCCGACAGGAUGAGCGCUGCAGAGGAUUUGGAGGCACAGGCAGAUGAGGAAAUGCCAAUGAUGGAUGACGAUGACCUGUACCAGGAUCUGUACACAGAGCAGUUUGUAGAUCGGAAGGACACAGUCGUGCAAGGCUCAAGUCAUGACAAGGACGAGGAGCUGCCCUUGUCAACUCCCUUGCUGAAAAGGAACUCGCAUCGAUCAUAA
Molecule: messenger RNA, 2886 nt
Organism: Coccomyxa subellipsoidea C-169
Lineage: Eukaryota; Viridiplantae; Chlorophyta; Trebouxiophyceae; Coccomyxaceae
Product: DUF221-domain-containing protein
Exons: 19
Coding region: 1-2886 (961 amino acids)
Cellular component (GO): plasma membrane
Molecular function (GO): calcium-activated cation channel activity
Source: RefSeq, a predicted model, not a curated record